Molecule: messenger RNA, 2305 nt
Organism: Phoenix dactylifera (date palm)
Lineage: Eukaryota; Viridiplantae; Streptophyta; Magnoliopsida; Arecales; Arecaceae
Product: putative protein S-acyltransferase 23
Biological process (GO): protein palmitoylation
Cellular component (GO): Golgi membrane
Molecular function (GO): palmitoyltransferase activity; protein binding
Source: RefSeq, a predicted model, not a curated record
ACCACUGAAACGAAGGCCUCGAAGCCGCCUCCCCCUGAAACCUCUCCUCCAGCGACGGCGGUCGUCUUUCCAAAAAGGCGACCAUGACGUCGUUCGGAGUCUCACAAAAAAAUAAAAACCCGAACUCUAACCCUAGAAUCUUGACCCCAACCACAUUCUCUUCCUUCCAAACCCGGGCUCUCCUCUUCUCUCCGAUUCGCCUUGCGUGCUAUAGGGCAUGGCGUCCGCCGCCGGGGAGAUCGAAGUCGUCUCGGAUCCCAAAACCCAGCAAAACGGGAUCCCCGCCGGGGAUAAUCCCUCUGUGGACCUCGUCGUCGACGUCUACUCCGCCUCCGCCUACGGGGACUUGGAGAAGCUCCGUAGGUUCGUGGAGAGGAAUGGGCAGUCCGUCGCCAGGCCCGACGGCAACGGCUAUUACGCGCUUCAGUGGGCCGCCCUCAACAACUAUGCUGAUAUCGCCGAGUACAUAAUUGAGCAUGGGGGCGAUGUGAAUGCCACCGACCAUACGCAGCAGACGGCCCUUCAUUGGGCGGCGGUCCGUGGUUCAAUUGCGGUGGCUGUCGUGCUGCUUCAGAAUGGAGCUCGGGUUGAGGCUGCCGACUUAAAUGGUUACCGGGUAGUUCAUGUUGCAGCACAGUAUGGACAAACGACAUUCUUAAAUCACAUCAUUGCUCACUACGGGGCAGAUUUUGAUGCCACAGAUAAUGAUGGGAGAAGUCCGCUGCAUUGGGCUGUGUACAAGGGAGAUGCAGAUACUGUAAGGCUGCUUCUGUUCAGGGACGCAUACCAAGGGAGGCAAGAUAAAGAAGGCUGCACAGCUUUGCACUGGGCUGCAGAGCGAGGCAACACAGAGGUGUGCACUUUGCUUGUACAUGCAGGCACUAAAGCAGAAUUGAUGGUGAAGGAUAAUAAAGGGUUUACUCCUGCUCGGCUUGCAUCUGAUAAAGGUCAUCGACAUGUCGCCCGCAUUCUUUCCAAUGCAACAAGCGCAAAUGGAAAUUCCUGCAAUGAUAAAGUUUGUUCUGGAAGGAUUAACAAAAUUGGAUAUGCGCCGAUUUUGCUGUUUGUGAUUAUUAUCCUAUUGACUCUUUUCAUAAACUCCAUCCUUAUUGCACCUAAUUUUACAAAGGUUACUGCUGUUGUUGGCCUUUGGGUAUGGACUGGUCUUUCACUUGCAGCUGGUUCACUAUUAAUGUUCUACAGAUGUAGCAGCAAGGAUCCUGGCUAUAUCCAACCAAAUAUUAGACGGUCAGCAAAGAAUGCAGGUGCAGGAGAUCCUCUGUUGGAAAUUGAUCUCAACAAUUCUUCAACUUGGACAGGCAGUUGGUCCCAACUCUGCCCUACGUGUAAGAUAAUCCGGCCUGUGCGCUCCAAACACUGUCUUUCUUGUAAACAUUGUGUGGAGCAGUUUGAUCAUCAUUGUCCUUGGAUAUCUAACUGUGUUGGAAAGAAAAAUAAAUGGGAUUUUUUUGUUUUUCUUUGUAUGGGAACAUUGACAACAUUUCUUGGUGCUGUCAUUGCAUUUCAUAGAAUGUGGACAGGGUCACCCAAAAUUCCUUCUUCUGAGACAUGGAUUCAUCAUAUGGUGAUGGAACAUCCUGGUGCUGUUACAUUUUUUGUCUUGGAUGUUAUCUUGUUAUCUGGAGUUUUUGCUUUGACGGUGGAACAAGCAUCACAGAUAGCGCGUAACAUCACCACCAACGAGUUGGCAAAUGCUUCUCGUUACUCAUAUCUUCGAGGACCAGGUGGACGAAUCUGGAAUCCCUAUAACCAUGGUUGCAGAAAGAACUGUACAGAUUUCUUGAUUCAUGGGUACAACAAUGAUGAUAAAAUUGCUUGGCCAUCGCUUGAACAAGCUGCAAACUGAGUCUGAGUAACCAAAUCCCACCCCCCCCCCCCCCCCCACCCCCUUUUCUUUUUUUUGUUCUUUGAGAGAAGAGCAAUCAAAUCCUUGUUAUUGAAAAUGGAGCAGAUUUAAGUUUCAGGUUGUACAGGGAUUUCAGUGAAUUGAUUUACGGCUGGCAUUGCUUGAGGUCAAAACUAAUGGACUAUUAGAUUUUCUGGACAAGCUGCGAUGAGCCUCCUACUCUGGGACUUCCCAUGGGUCAGAAUAAUACUCAAUACGUGCAUGUUCAAUUUCCUAGACGAACUAGGAAAUUGGCCCCCACACGCUUAUCUGAGGAUUUUAUCUGUGGAUACCAAGCCUUGCUCAUGUCUACAAGAUGGCAUCUGUACUAUAAUGUUUAAUUGUAAUGGAAAACGAAAUUGAAAGUUUGAUAUCAUCUACUAAAUCUGCUUCCUUUUC